AACUUGCCGAUAGCCAAAACCGUUUCUUCAUUUCUUCUAACACACGCUUUUGUUAAGUAGUGUAUAUAUAUAUUUAUGUCUCUUGUAGUAAGAGAUAAUUUAUAGAUCGAGCGAGUUCAACACCUUAUUAAUUUGUUUUGUUUCUUUCUUUUGAUUUCCUUAGAGGGAGGGAAAGAGUGACACAAACAAAGCAAUGAAGGAGAAGAAGAGAGGUUUCAAAGAAUGGUUCACAUCAUCCCAAGUUCUAUUGGGUAUGAUACUAGUACAAAUUUUUCUUACUGGGUUGCAGUUACUAUCAAGGAUCAUAUUGGUUCGUGGCUUUUUCAUCUUUUCCCUCAUUGUAUAUCGUCACCUUGUUGCUGCUAUUUGUGUUGCCCCCUUUGCAUUCUACUUUGAAAGAGACCGCACAAAGAAAUAUACUUUGAAAGUUUGGUUUUGGCUCUUUGUUAACGCAUUGACAGGGAUGGUUCUGGCUCAAGGAUUAUUCUAUUAUGGUUUGAGAGAUACUUCUGCCACUUACUCUGUCAAUUUUCUCAACUUGGUUCCUAUAUCCACCUUCUUUACCUCUAUCAUAUUUAGAUGGGAGAAAUUGGGUCUGCACACUUGGGCGGGUAGAGCUAAGUGUGGAGGGGCAAUUUUGUGUGUUGGGGGAGCAUUAGCUACCAGUCUUUACAAAGGGAAGGAAUUUUAUCUUGGUCAUCAUAGUCAUCAUGUUCAAAUUGUUGUUGCGGCACACAAAACUCACAUGCUUCGGGGCACUUUCCUUUUGAUUUGCAGUUGCUUCUCAUACACAACAUGGUUUAUUGUUCAAGUCCAAUUGCUUAAAGUAUUUCCACUAAGGUAUACAGGAACAAUGCUAGCAUGCAUUUUGGCAGCAAUUCAAGGAGGAAUAAUAGGUAUUUGCAUAGAUUCCAGAAAAGCUGCUUGGAGAUUAGAGUGGAAUUUACAAUUGGUCACUAUAUUGUACUCGGGAGCACUAGCUACAGCUGCUACAUUCAGCCUACUAUCUUGGGUAAUUACAAUCAAAGGACCAAGUUAUCCCCCAAUGUUCAAUCCCCUAGGUCUUAUUUUUGUGGCCUUUUCAGAAGCUAUCAUACUUGGCGAACCAUUAACCGUUGGAAUGUUGCUAGGCAUGAUUUUGAUCAUGGUAGGAUUAUACUUCUUUUUGUGGGGCAAAAACAAUGAGACUAAACGCAUGGUUCAACAACCAAUUGUAUCAACUGCAGAAGUAUCAAACGUGACUGAUUUGUCUACUGGGGCAGAAUCAGUGGCCACAAUAGUGCCAAAUUCUUCACCUACAAAUUCAGUAAUUCUAGAACUUGAAAAGUCUGACAAAAACUAAAAAAAAUAAAUAAUCCUUUGAAUGUAUGAGAGCUAAAGUUCAAGGCAGAGAUUAGAAAAGUGCAAUAUUUUUUAACCAUAGUAUGUGAAAGGUACAACACAAUGUUUAAAUUUAAAGGAUUGUGUUGUAAAAUUGAUAGUUAGCUUUGGCCUUCAUCACAAAGUGGAUAAAAUAGACUAAAAUGCUUGACAUAUAAAUUACCCUACUAAAAUGCUUGAAUUAUGAUUUUCUGUA
Molecule: messenger RNA, 1576 nt
Organism: Glycine soja
Lineage: Eukaryota; Viridiplantae; Streptophyta; Magnoliopsida; Fabales; Fabaceae
Product: WAT1-related protein At5g64700-like
Exons: 7
Coding region: 194-1342 (382 amino acids)
Cellular component (GO): plasma membrane
Molecular function (GO): transmembrane transporter activity
Source: RefSeq, a predicted model, not a curated record